AUGAACUUCCGCGAGAAGGUCAAGCGGGUGUUCCGCUCUAAAUCCGAUGGAAAGCCCAAGGUGGAAUACUAUCGACGCCACGAGUGUCCUCCCUCCAAGUUUCGGGGGCCUUUUGAUCGCGAACACCAAAAGCGGUUAGCCGCGUGGUCUUUUGACGCCGCUACGGCCGACCGUCCUCGUUCGCUCGAUUUAUCCCUGUCGCCCUGCGCCACUAACUGUCCUGCUCCCGAUGUUCUCCUCGAGGAGUCAGGUACACAUGGACAGGCCCAUACCCGAGAGGAUACGUCAGCCUCCGACUCAGAUGCCCCAGAAUCAUCGCCCCGUGCAAUCGACUCAGGCUCCCAGUCCUCAACUAUUAUCAACCCCUCAAGUUACAGCGGCUCAAUGAUGACCCUCCUCAACGAGACCUCCAUUUACGAGAUCACCGAGGAUCUCAAGGAUCCCAAAGCCCAAAGGAAUCCAUCCGCUAUACUUCCCCCCUCGUCCGCGCCAUCUCGCCCGCUCUCUCCCCGUGCAUCAUGUCGCCCCGAAAGCAGAAACUCCCUUUCGCUCCCGAGGACCUUACCCGCGCCUUGA
Molecule: messenger RNA, 576 nt
Organism: Penicillium canescens
Lineage: Eukaryota; Fungi; Ascomycota; Eurotiomycetes; Eurotiales; Aspergillaceae
Exons: 2
Coding region: 1-576 (191 amino acids)
Source: RefSeq, a predicted model, not a curated record